AGUACAGCCCUUGAGUUUGAUUUCAAGAUUGAAUUUUAGUCACAUUCAGCAGUGUUCCUUCAAGGAUAUCUGCUUGGGCGCUUGGGGAGCAUCCAGUGUGGUGGGCACCCCCACCCACCCUCCCACCUACCCCCAAUAAAUCUCAGAAUAAUUUAAAGUUAACAAACCCAUAAAUGCCUGUGGAUCCCACUAAUUAAUGAGGUUCAAUGACCAGGGUUGGAAUAGAAAAGGGUCCCACGGUGGAUUUGGAAAGCGUCUAUGUGAUUGUAAUUAUGAAAGAAAAUUAUGGUUAUGUGCUGACUAUCCAUAGAGGAACAAAAGAGGAAUAAAAUAUAAUAUAAUAAAUUAAUAGAGGCUGAGCUGGAGCUAUAUAUAUAUAAUCUGUGUUGAAUUUGACACCAUUCUUCUUGUUGAAAGCUCUCAUUCAUUCAUCGGCUCGCAAUCACACCAGGGGGAUAGCAUCAUCAUCUGGGUCGUUUCUUUGGGUGUGAUCGUCGAGCAAAUAAUUUGGACGUCCAUUUCUAACAUGAACAACGAGGAGCAAACGUGCGAUCCUAAAGAAAAGCUGAACGGAUUGAAUACAGUGCAAAAAUGGGAUCCGCAUCAAACUCAGAACAAUCUGUUGAUCUUGGAGAAAAAGAUCGGCGAGCUUCGCAAUGUGGUAGAGGCGGUAGGCACGCAAGUUCCUGGCCAAGGUAACGCCAUUUUGGCUCAGCAACAGCUUAUGGUGAAUGCAGAGCUCACUUCGAUUAUAGUUCAACUAAUAUCUACAGCUGGAAGUCUUUUACCGUCUGUGAACCACACCAUCGCCCGUCCGGAGGAAGCUCGUAUGGAUAUUACGAAUCAGUCAGGUGGAAAUUCGAGCAAAGUCAACAAUCUGUCUCAAACUGGUUUCCCGAGUUCUUUUGGGGCGAAACAGAACUCUCUGGUCGAAGAUCAUGACAUGAAAAGUGACGACGAAGCUGAAGGCGAGCACCUACCUCCGGGAUCAUACGAAAUCCUCCAACUUGAGAAGGAAGAAAUCCUCGCGCUGCACACGCAUUUCUGCUCGGUAUGUGGAAAAGGGUUCAAACGCGACGCAAACUUGCGGAUGCACAUGAGAGGCCACGGCGACGAGUACAAAACUAUCGCUGCGCUUUCGAAGCCGAAUCGGGGAUCCGAUUCGGGGACAGCGACAGGUCUUGCCAAGAGAUAUUCGUGCCCGUACGUCGGCUGCAAACGCAACAAGGAUCAUAAGAAGUUCCGGCCUCUGAAAACGAUCCUCUGCGUGAAGAAUCACUACAAGCGGACGCACUGCGACAAGAAGUACACUUGUAAUCGAUGCAACGUGAAGAAGUUUUCGGUCGUUGCUGAUUUGAAGACGCACGAGAAGCACUGCGGCAAAGAUAAAUGGCUCUGCUCCUGCGGCACGACCUUCUCGAGAAAGGAUAAGCUUUUCGGGCACGUCGCUCUUUUUCAAGGCCAUGCUCCCGCCAUUCCUGUCGACGAAAUUAAGCCACCUGCCGGAACAUUAUCCGAUCAAGAAAAGCGCGGCGAACUGGGUAAUGUAGUAGAUCCGAGUGUAGCUGCUACUGGAAAUGUUAUGGAGGUUGAAAGAGGAGCUUUGGAGGAUUCUCCGGAUUAUUUAUUGCCUGACUUCCCUUAUUUUCGCGACUUCGAUGAAGACGACGGUGGUAGCUUCUCCUUCAUGUUGUCGGAGGGCGGCGGCGGCGGCGGCGGCUUCCCUCCGAGUAACUAAUGGUUAGAUUUGAGUUGAGAGUAAGAGGACGAUUUUUUGGACAUCGUUUUAUUUAAGUCGAUGGUUCUUGUCGUUUUAAGUUUAGCUGCAGACAUGUUUUGUUCUUGGACAUCAGUUUGUUCCUUCACCUUCACAGUAGUGAUCAAGCCCAUAGAUAUAUUUAUAGUGCUUA
Messenger RNA from Andrographis paniculata, 1910 nucleotides. RefSeq names its product protein SENSITIVE TO PROTON RHIZOTOXICITY 1-like. Gene Ontology annotation, biological process: response to aluminum ion; response to acidic pH. Lineage: Eukaryota; Viridiplantae; Streptophyta; Magnoliopsida; Lamiales; Acanthaceae. The record is from RefSeq and is a predicted model, not a curated record. The transcript has 2 exons. The coding region runs from base 527 to 1738 and encodes 403 amino acids.